Molecule: messenger RNA, 1140 nt
Organism: Schistocerca americana (American grasshopper)
Lineage: Eukaryota; Metazoa; Arthropoda; Insecta; Orthoptera; Acrididae
Source: the annotation of a RefSeq genome assembly
AUGAAUAAACCCUUACGAUUGAGACAUCCUUUAAUUAAAAUCAUUAAUAACUCUUUAGUUGAUUUACCCGCACCAACAAAUAUUUCAUUUUGAUGGAAUUUUGGAUCCCUACUAGGGCUAUGUUUGGUAAUUCAAAUUGUAACUGGACUAUUUUUAGCUAUACAUUAUACAUCAAAUAUUGAAAUAGCAUUUAGUAGUGUAGUUCACAUCUGCCGAGAUGUAAAUAAUGGCUGAAUUAUUCGAACCUUACAUGCAAAUGGAGCUUCUAUAUUUUUUAUUUGUAUUUAUUUGCAUGUAGGACGAGGAAUUUACUACGGAUCUNNUAUAUACAUACACACCUGAAUAAUUGGUACAGUAAUCCUAUUUUUAGUUAUAGCAACUGCAUUUAUAGGAUACGUUUUACCUUGAGGUCAAAUAUCAUUCUGAGGUGCAACAGUAAUUACUAAUUUAUUAUCAGCAAUCCCAUACUUAGGAACAGAUUUAGUUCAAUGAGUGUGAGGAGGAUUUGCUGUUGAUAAUGCAACAUUAAAUCGAUUCUUUACAUUCCAUUUUGUAUUACCAUUUAUUAUUGCUGCAAUAGCAGCAAUUCAUUUAUUUUUCCUCCACCAAACAGGGUCUAAUAACCCUUUAGGACUAAAUGGAGAUAUUGAAAAAAUUCCAUUUCACCCAUACUUUACUUUCAAGGACUCUAUUACAUUUGUAUUAAUAACAUCAUUAUUAAUUAUAUUAUGCUUGAUCAAUCCUUACCUCCUAGGAGAUCCGGAUAAUUUUGUACCUGCAAACCCAUUAGUAACUCCUGUCCAUAUUCAACCAGAAUGGUACUUCUUAUUUGCAUAUGCAAUUCUUCGUUCAAUCCCUAAUAAACUUGGAGGUGUUAUUGCGUUAUUCCUAUCAAUUAGAAUCUUAAUAAUUUUACCAUUUUAUAAUAAAACACCAUUCCGAGGUAUUCAAUUCUAUCCUAUCAACCAGAUUUUAUUCUGAAUUAUAGUAGUUGUUGUAUGCUUAUUAACAUGAAUUGGAAAACGGCCUGUUGAAGAACCUUAUAUUAUAACAGGACAAAUCUUAACAAUUAUUUACUUUACAUACUUCUUAAUUAAUGUGCAUGUUGCAAACGCAUGAGAUAAGCUAAUUAAGGAAUAA